Eriocheir sinensis (Chinese mitten crab) is the source of this 4790-nucleotide messenger RNA. RefSeq names its product raf homolog serine/threonine-protein kinase Raf-like. Gene Ontology annotation, biological process: protein phosphorylation; signal transduction. Bases 59 to 2545 code for a protein of 828 amino acids. Gene Ontology annotation, molecular function: protein kinase activity; ATP binding. The record is from RefSeq and is a predicted model, not a curated record. The transcript has 14 exons. NCBI's taxonomy places the organism in Eukaryota, Metazoa, Arthropoda, Malacostraca, Decapoda, Varunidae.
AAUCCCACUCGUCUCCACCACUGUGCCAUUUGUAUUUGCGGCCAGAAGGGAGAAGAAGAUGGCGGGUGUGGGGGAUCGAGGCAGCAGCUCCCCUUCGCCUGUCCACUCCCCCGAUCGCCACGAGGAGCCAUCAGACCGCGACGCCCUGGUGAAGGAGCUCCUCAACAUCCAGCACAUCAUCCUCCUCACCAAGAAGUACAUAGAUGACCUCAACUCACGGUUCGCCGGCUUCCAGCAUCCGCCGUCUCUCUAUCUCACGGAGUACACGGAGCUGACGGGCAAACUCCACCGCUUUGAGGCCAAGGAGCAGGAGAUUCUGGAGCACCUGACCCUGAGCGCGCCUGCCCAGACCAACGGCUGCCAUGAUGACCAGCCCGAAGCCCAGCCCCAACCUGCCGAGGACACCGACUCCACCUUCCACGCACACUCACAGAGCACAAGCAGCAAUGGCAUGUACGAGGAGGUCACGCGGUCGACCCCACAGUCGCCGCUGCGGUCGGUGGUCCGCGCGCAUCUCCCCAACAAGCAGCGCACCACCGUCCCUGUACAGCCUGGCCGGACCCUCAAGGACGCCCUCGCCAAGGCUCUCAACUUUCGCAAGCUCUCCCCAGAUGUUUGCAUUGUGUACAGGAAAACGAACCCCAGGGUGAGGAUGUCGUGGGACUCGGACAUCGCCUUGCUGGAGGGGGAGGAGAUAGUGGUGGAGGUGCUUGAGAAGUUCCCCGUCACCACCUCCAUAUCGCAUAACUUUAUUAGGAGAACGUUCUUUUCCUUGGCCUUCUGUGAUAACUGCCGGAGACUGCUGUUCCAUGGCUUCGUGUGCCGCACCUGUGGCUACCGCUUCCACCAGCGCUGCUCCGUGGGUGUGCCGACGCUGUGCCAGCAGGACCAGCGCAUCACCAACAACAUAUACCAGCACCUGCUCGCCUCCCACGCAGACAACCAGGCGGGAAUCCUCACCUCCACUGGGUACGGGGUGUCCGCCAGUGGCCACCCCAACCUCAUGAGCCCCUACGGCAGCGCCUACAGUGGGCACUACAUUGAGGGCUACCGAGGUCAGUACCCGGGCCACUACACUGCUGGGGGAGGGGGAGGGCAGGUCCCCCCCACCCUGGUUAGGCCUGCCCCCGCCCCUCUGGCUCCCCGUGACCGCUCUUCCUCCGCCCCAAACGUCUGCACCCACCUGGUCAACCCCAACAUCCCCUCGGACGCCGCCUCCCUCGCUGAGUUUGCUCACAGGAUGGGCAGGAACUAUAACCCCACCAGUCCAGAUGUCCACUUCUUCGGGGCCUCCACCUUCUACAUGCAUGAUGGAGCGCGGAUGGCCUGGAGCCCCCUCGCCCACUCCGCCAACCUUGCCAUACACUCCACAGGAUACCCUGGCGCGGGGGUACUGGCCCCGCCCCCACCCACCAGCCCCACCAGCAGCCCCACCCGCCCCGUGCAGGGCUCACACUCGGCGCAGGCCUCCCCCACCAACACCCUGAAGACGGUGCGGCCCAGGGCACGCUCCGCCGACGAGUCUGUCUCAGGCAAGAAGGUCCGACAGUCCUCCAAAGACACGGUGGAGGACUGGGAGAUCCCUGUGGACGAAAUCCUGAUCGGGGCGCGCAUCGGGUCAGGCUCCUUCGGGACGGUGUAUCGGGGUCACUGGCACGGCCCCGUCGCGGUCAAGACCCUCAAUGUGCGUGACCCGACGCCGGCCCAGUACUCCGCCUUCAAGAACGAAGUCUCAGUACUAAAGAAGACUAGGCAUGUAAAUAUUCUGCUGUUCAUGGGCUGCGUCAAGACCCAGCAGCUGGCCAUUGUGACGCAGUGGUGUGAGGGCUCCAGCCUCUACAAACACCUCCACGUGCAGGAGACCAAGUUUGAACUCAUGCGAAUCAUUGACAUCGCCCGGCAGACCUCACAGGGCAUGGACUACCUCCAUGCCAAGAACAUCAUCCACCGGGACCUGAAGUCAAACAAUAUAUUCCUUCACGACGACUACACCGUCAAGAUCGGGGACUUUGGGCUGGCCACGGUCAAGGGCGGGCGGUGGAUACAGGAGAGUCAAGGCGGGCGGCAGAUCCAGCAGCCCUCCGGAUCAAUACUCUGGAUGGCCCCCGAGGUGAUCCGCAUGCAGGACGAGAACCCCUACACCUCCCAGAGUGAUGUGUACGCGUUCGGCAUUGUUCUGUACGAGCUGUUCUCCGGCUGCCUCCCAUACUCCCACAUCAACAACAAGGACCAGAUCCUGUUCAUGGUGGGCCGGGGUUACCUGCGUCCUGACAUCACGUACCUGCGCUCCGACAUGCCCAAGCCCAUCCGCCGCCUCUAUGAAGACUGCAUCAAGUACAACAGAGACGACCGGCCGCUCUUCCCUCAGAUCUUGGCCAACAUAGAGUCCUUGGUGCGGUCCCUUCCCAAGAUCCACCGGUCCGCCAGCGAGCCCACCCUCACCCGCACCCACCUCAACACAGAUGACAUGAUGUACCUCUGCGCCUCACCCAAGACACCCAUCAACUCGGGAGCUUUCCUCUUCUCCACCGCCGGCAACAUUUAGGCAGGAGGAGCAGCAGCAGGAGGAGGAGGAGAGAGAUGGAAAGUGCAAGAGAGAGAGAGAGAGAGAUUGAGUCAGGAACCGUCAGACUUACCUUACCUAACCUUACCUUACCUACCUUUCCUUUUCUCUGUCAAACUUACCUAACCUAACCUUACCUUACCUUACCUUUUCUGUCAAAUUUAACCUUAAUGUACCUUACCUUUUGUCUCUUCCUUCUCCUUCUCUUUCUCCUUUUCUUCUUUCUACCUCCUCCUCCUCCUCCUCCUUUUACCCUCUUACUCCUUGCAUUUGUCUCUUCCUUCUCCUCCUCCAUCUCCUCUUUUUUUCUCCUCUUCCUUUAGCUCCAUCCACAAGACUAUUCCAUUUCGAGCAUCUGUCUCAUGAAUCCCCAUCCGUUCACCUACCCUCCUCUCCUUCCCCUCCUCCUCGCCACCCCCAUCCCAUGCCAUCCCAAUACUGAAUACGCUGGAGCCAGACGACCCAUCCCAUCCCAUCCUCACCUAUCCCCAUCUCCUCCUCUCCUCCUCGUCCCCCUCGGUCCUCCUCCAGUCCCAUUCUUUUCCUCAUUGACAGGUUCAUUUCUGUUGUUUUUACUCGUCCUUGCCCCAUGUGACCUCCCGCUGACCCCCGACCCCAGUCACUCGAGCCGCCAGUCAGCCGGCCCGACCCUCAGUCCAUCUCGACACUCGCCGCCAUCACGAACGCUUGCAUCCUGGUCCUGAGCCGAGAUUGGCGACGUAUAAUUUGGUUCCGAGACGAAGAUGAUCCUGUCGUAAGCUCAUCUGAUCCUUUGUUGUUUGGGUUUCUGGUGUUUUUAUUUCACACGUUUCUGAUCUCAGGCAAGUUGUGUCCGAACCUAUUCCUCCGUCUUGAGGGAUUCUGUUCUUCCGUUCACUUGUUGUAGUAUGGUGGCGCCCUUCCUCCCUCUCUCCCUCCCUCACUCCCUUCCUCUCUCCUUCGCUGUUUGUUAUCCUAUUUUAUUACUGCAUUUCCCUCCUCCCUUCUUCCUUUUCUCCCCUCCCUUGCUGUUGUGUUAUUUUGUUCAUUCUGUGUGACACUACAUUGCCUCUCCCUCCCUCCCUCCCUCCCUUCUUCCUUGUCCACUCUGCUGCAGGACUGUGAGGAGAGGUUUUGCAUCCCACGUCAAGCUUCUGUCUUAUUUGCUCAAGGGGUUCGGUGUGUGUGUGUGUGUGUGUUUGUGAGGUUCUGGUGCAGGUCUGUUUUUAUUAUUAUUAUUUAUUGUAUGUAUUUAUUAUCAUUAUUUAUUUUAUUUUUUUCACUAUUAUUGCCUUUUUAAUUUUGUCUGGCUGUUGUUGCUGCUCUUUUUUGUAUGUGCGUGUGUGUGUGCGCGUGUGUAUGCAGGAACGUAUGUGUGUGUGUGUGUGUGCGUGUUGCAGAUUCAUGUCGCCAUCACCACAUUCUGACUCUGUCUUUGUACUUCGUCCCAUUUUGUAAAUACAUUUUUAUUUUUGUUAUAAGGCAUUAAAGAUUUGAGCCCUUUUAAGCGAGCACAUUUUAUGGCAAUUCUAAUUUCUCCGUCUUCGUUUUGAGCGACAAAGACUCCCUCGGCCCGAGACCCUUGGGGGGGCGGGAGGCCCGGCCCAGCGCGGCGGUGUUUUGUUUGGGCCACGCAGCACAAAUAGGUUGUAAGGUACACUAAGCAUUUAGCAGCCCAUCAUCCCUCCUCCUACUGCAACAUUCCAUUUAAGAAUGAUUUGACACUUAUUGUCAGUGAUCUCUUGUGCUGUUGUUAUGGCUUUAAUAUCUAUUUUUUAUCUAUUUAAACAACCUUUUCACUGUUCACUGCAGCAGAAUUUUCUUUGACGAGCGUUUCUUUUGCAUCAUCGUGUCCGUGCGUGACGUGCCGCGCGUCACCACAAGCCGCUCCCUCCGCGAGAACCCCCGGCACCUUGGGCAGACUUGUCCCCUCCGCCGGGCGACCUGUGCCCUGUCCUCCGUCACUCUCCAAAACACCGACCCCUCGAGCGGCCGAGGCAGCGCCGCCAAGGCUCAGGACCCGAGGCGCCCAGCAGGCCGUGUGGUGGCAGGGCAGAGCGGCAGGGGUGCAGCGGGAGGCCGCGGGGCCCUUCCCCCCUGCUCCGGACCCCUCAGUCCGUGUACAGACUUCACAUUCAGUGAUACUGUAGUGCAGUCAUCCCAUGUUCCAUUACCACAUUGUUUUAUCAUCAUCAAAAUGUUACUCUGUAUCAGCUUUAAUCAUUUUAAAAUAAAAGACGAGCUUCCU